This is a messenger RNA of Owenia fusiformis, 814 nucleotides long. The record is from the annotation of a GenBank genome assembly. NCBI's taxonomy places the organism in Eukaryota, Metazoa, Annelida, Polychaeta, Sabellida, Oweniidae.
AGCAUAUUCAAACAUAUUGUCUCCAGUGUUUAUUAUAUUCAAACAUAUUGUCUCCAAUGUGUAUCAUAUUUAGACAUUUUGUCUUCAGUGUGUAUCAUAUUCAAACAUACUGUCUCCAGUGUGAAUCAUAUUCAGACAUAUUUUCUCCCAGUGUUUAUCAUAUCAUAUUUUCAGGUAACUUCUUCGAAGAAUACCUUAGUGCAAAGUUGGAGAACGAUCGAAAUAGAUUACAACUGGAGAAGGAGAAAUGGGCUGUUGAAGCAGAGGAGAAGAAAGUUGCAAUAGCCCAGAAUAAGGCUAUCUUGGAACUGUUAGCAAAGAAAAUGUAAAUGGACAUCCGAGCUGAACUUAAACAAAUCUAGAUUAGAAUUUUAAGGGGCAUUUUUUAUUUUUGCUCAGCCAUUCAAGGUGGCUGCCCAAGCAUACCAUCACAUGAUGUAUAGUUUGUUUGUUGGGAUUAUUUACACCUGCGGUUUUCCUAAUAUUUUAUUAGUUAAUUAGUAUAAGUAUAUAAAACAUCCAAGAUAAAAUACAUGAACAUGUCGUAAAUAAUUUAUUCUGUAUGAUUUGUUUUCAUUAAAAUAUGUUAUACACGUGAAUACAACAUAUCAGCAAGUCUAUCAACCGAUGUAAUAUUCCAAUACUGGGGGUUUCAAUCCAAAGAAAUUGCCAACUUCACUCCCAUAUAGACAUGUGUGACAAUUUGUUAAAAGAGUGCCUGUGAUGUAAUAUUUUGCAACUGGCGAUAGAAGUAUUUUAAGAUUUUUCUUGAAGUCCAAAAACGCGAAUUCCUGAAUAAUUUUCCCAAAGCCCC